ACAGUGAGGCUCUUCUCCUACGAUAAUCGUUCUCAUAAGCUGGACAGAGCAAAGUCAUCGUUCAUAAAAGGCAGCUCGAAUAUCUUCCACCGCAGACGCAGCCACCUCCUCCGUCGCCUCUGGUUCUUUCCUCUUCCCUCUUCAAACCCUAAUUUUUGUUCCUUUUUUUAUCUGAUCGGAGAAUCUCGCCCCAUUCAAUCGAUCACUGGGUAUCAUUUAACUUGCCAAUCUGGAAAACGGUUUUUAGAUCAAAUCAAUCAUGUUGGGUGUCCUAAGGCGGAGAGUCGCUCAUGGAGGCUCGCCUUCUUUGAUUUUGGGGCAGUCAUUGCAGACGAUUCGUCCUGCGGUGCCUAAUUCUAGGGUCAUCUCGGCGGCAGGGAACGAGUUCUUGCUUCAUCAAAGAUGGUUAGGGACUGUCCAAAACUUCUGUCAUCACAUUUUACCAGGCUGCCCAGUUAGUUCAAGGCUGAUGAGGGAAGGUGUUGCAAGCCUUCAAUCUGGGGUUAACAUGCGAACAUGGAGCAGGCGAUUUUCUUCAGACAAUGGUGAUUUGGUUAAUGCUGUUGUCCCUUUUAUGGGUGAAUCGAUUACUGAUGGCACUUUGGCAACAUUCUUGAAGAAACCGGGUGAUAGUGUACGGGCUGAUGAGCCAAUUGCUCAAGUUGAGACAGAUAAGGUGACAAUUGAUGUUCCAAGUCCUGAAGCAGGUGUUAUUCAGAAGUUUGUAGCCCAGGAAGGGGAAACUGUUGAACCGGGUACAAAGAUUGCUGUCAUUUUGAAGUCCGGAGAAGGUGUAGCCCAUGUGGCUCCAUCUGAGCCAACAUCAGAUAAAAUUGCUCCUCCUGAGAAAACUAUUGAGGAGAAGAAGCAAACGGCUAAGGCUGCAACUGCUCCUGUUAUUGAGAAACCUAAAGCAGCAGCUCAACCUCCUCCUAAACGCUCUGCUACAGAGCCCCAGCUUCCCCCUAAGGAAAGAGAAAGACGUGUUCCUAUGACAAGACUUAGGAAACGGGUAGCAACUCGUUUGAAAGAUUCUCAAAACACUUUUGCAAUGCUGACAACCUUCAAUGAGGUUGAUAUGACGAAUUUGCUGAAGCUUCGUUCUGAUUACAAGGACGCUUUUUUUGAAAAGCACGGGGUGAAGUUGGGAUUUAUGUCAGGGUUUGUGAAAGCUGCUGUUAGUGGUCUCCAGAAUCAGCCUAUCAUCAAUGCGGUCAUUGAUGGGGAUGAUAUAAUAUAUAGAGAUUAUAUAGAUAUCAGUAUAGCUGUUGGUACUCCAAAGGGCCUUGUUGUUCCAGUUAUCCGCAAUGCCGACAGUAUGAAUUUUGCUGAUAUAGAGAAGGAGAUUAGUACACUUGCAAAGAAGGCGAAUGAUGGAUCCAUAUCAAUCGACGAUAUGGCUGGAGGCUCAUUCACAAUAUCAAAUGGUGGAGUUUAUGGAAGCCUUUUGAGUACCCCCAUCAUCAACCCACCUCAGUCUGCAAUCCUGGGUAUGCACUCUACCGUGACCCGUCCAAUGGUGGUUGAUGGCAGUGUAGUUCCAAGACCGAUGAUGUACAUUGCCCUAACAUACGACCAUAGGCUGAUUGAUGGGAGAGAAGCAGUUUUCUUCUUGCGCCGUAUCAAAGAUGUUGUGGAGGACCCUCGCAGGCUGCUCCUUGAUAUAUGAAGACACUAGAGUCGCAGCAAUAACUGUUGUUGAUUUCAUGAUAUUCCAGCAUAUUUUGAGCUGGAUAAACUCUGAACCCUCCAAACCGAAAAAUAAAUCUCUUGGAACAAAGUUUUGUAGGUUUCUUAAGUUGGGGCCUGCCAUGAUUGGAUUUGAAAUGAGCGAAUACAUAUUACGAAAUUUUGUCUCAUCUGGCAAUUUCUAUUUGUUUGUCCAUUACAUCCUCGAUUUCAUUGCAAGGGACUUUGCGUUUAGUAUUCAAAUUGUGUAAGAUAGGAAAAUUUUAUUUGUAUGGUGAUGUUUCCUCCAUUAAUACCUUGAUGCGAUAUAUAAUUUGGGUUUGUUCA
Messenger RNA from Malania oleifera, 2016 nucleotides. RefSeq names its product dihydrolipoyllysine-residue succinyltransferase component of 2-oxoglutarate dehydrogenase complex 2, mitochondrial. Gene Ontology annotation, biological process: tricarboxylic acid cycle. Lineage: Eukaryota; Viridiplantae; Streptophyta; Magnoliopsida; Santalales; Ximeniaceae. The transcript is spliced from 14 exons. The coding region runs from base 260 to 1669 and encodes 469 amino acids. The record is from RefSeq and is a predicted model, not a curated record. Gene Ontology annotation, molecular function: dihydrolipoyllysine-residue succinyltransferase activity. Gene Ontology annotation, cellular component: oxoglutarate dehydrogenase complex.